This is a messenger RNA of Neoarius graeffei (lesser salmon catfish), 3597 nucleotides long. RefSeq names its product 3-hydroxyacyl-CoA dehydratase 1 (gene hacd1). Lineage: Eukaryota; Metazoa; Chordata; Actinopteri; Siluriformes; Ariidae. The record is from RefSeq and is a predicted model, not a curated record. Gene Ontology annotation, cellular component: endoplasmic reticulum membrane. The transcript is spliced from 7 exons. The coding region runs from base 20 to 748 and encodes 242 amino acids. Gene Ontology annotation, molecular function: 3-hydroxyacyl-CoA dehydratase activity. Gene Ontology annotation, biological process: fatty acid elongation; sphingolipid biosynthetic process; very long-chain fatty acid biosynthetic process.
GGUCUCGCGCCCCGGUGCCAUGGCGUCCGGAGAGGAGGACGGAGCGCUCGAGGAAAAGGAAACAAACAACAAAAAGCGGACGAAGAGCAUUAUUGCCACAGCAUGGCUCAUGUUCUAUAAUAUCGCCAUGACGGCCGGGUGGCUGGUGCUGGCUGUUGCAAUGACUCGCUACUAUCUCCAGAAAGGCACGCAUAAGGGCUUAUACAAAAGUAUAGCACGGAUACUUAAGUUUUUCCAGACCUUUGCUCUUCUGGAGGUUGGGCAUUGUGCAAUUGGAAUUGUACGGACAUCUGUGAUUGUGACUGGGGUCCAAGUAUGCUCUCGAGUGUUCAUGGUUUGGUUCAUCACACAUAGUAUCAGACAAGUCCAGAAUCAAGAGAGUGUGAUCUUGUUUUUGGUGGUGUGGACAGUCACUGAGAUCACACGUUACUCCUUUUACACUUUCAGUUUGCUUAACCAUCUGCCUUACUUCAUCAAAUGGGCCAGAUAUAAUAUGUUCAUUGUCAUGUAUCCUUUGGGCGUGAUUGGUGAACUGAUGACCAUAUAUGCUGCUCUGCCAUACGUUCGGAAAGCGGGCAUGUACUCUUUAAGACUCCCAAACAAAUACAAUGUCUCCUUCGACUAUUACUACUUCCUCAUCAUUGUGAUGCUCUCCUACAUCCCACUGUUUCCCCAGUUGUAUUUCCACAUGCUGCGUCAGAGAAGAAAGGUGCUCCACGGGGAGGUUAUAGUAGAAAAGGACGAAUAGAAAAAUACCGCACCGUACCAAUCACCACAGCAAUCAAUUCAUGCUCAGACCUCUAUACAGUGGAGAAAGAAGAAUACGUAGAUAAUAUCGAACAAGAUGAUCAGCAACCCAACAUACAAACUGCAGCACAUUGGAAAUGCUCCAGUACCCAAUCUCUGUGACAGCCACUCUUCUGUUAUUCAGAACUGGGUGCUGUUCACUUGGAUGGAAAUGCUCCCAGUAUUACCGAACACAUCCAAAUUAUGGUCAGUUAAAGCAGUGAAACGUUUGGUUACAUUUUAUGGGAUUCAUCACAUAAAGGACUGCCACUGGAAUAAACUUAUUCUAUUUUGGAUUACAUCUUUUAUUUCCUCACAUCAUCUUCUGUAGUCUCUAGUGUUCUGCUCACCAGCAGUGGAUUGAAUCUCAUUCUGGAUUAAAUCUCACCUUUCACUGGACUCAACCUUAUCUGUAUUUGGAAUGUAGCCAAGAGUGGAGAAAUGGCGAAGAAAAGGUGAAAUGGUAACUUGCUGAUCACUGUGAAUGCCAUUUGAAAGUUUUGGACUGGCUUGUUUAGUCAAGAAACACUAGUAACAUUAGUGCAGAAAAGUUUCUUUUUUAUGAUAAAAUAGUGAUAGGAUAACGUGGAAGAGAGUGUAACCAUUUUAGAGAUUGAUUUUACAGCAUUUCCUUUGUGAGAAGCAUUGUACACUAAGCAAAAAAAAAAAAAAACGGUUGAGCCUGUAUUCUAAAAGAGUCAAACCUGGUGUGUUAUGUAAGGAAUAAAACACGAUGGCGCAUGGAGUUAUAGGAAAAUAAUUAAUGAUGAGGUGGCAUAACACUAUUAACACCCUUAAGUUGAUUCUUUUCCUAUUAAAUCACAUCCCAAAGUGGUUUAUUCCUCUCAUAUCACAGCAAUUUGCCACUGAUUGCAUUUUUAUAAAUUAAAACACAUUCAGAAUAUCUUUACGUUUAAUGUUGUAGAAAGUUCACAAACCAAGUUAUUUCCUGUUAUUACUUACAUUAUAGGAGCCAUAAACCGCCAUACCCUCACCAGGCUUUCUAUUUUUAUAUUCUUUAACUGAAUGUCAAAAAAAUUCACUUUGCCAUUAUUGAGAACCAGAAAGUUCACUGAUACAAAGUGCUGACACCAGAGAUUUCUUUCAGAAAUGUUAAAUAAGCAUCUCCAUCCAGAAAGGUUUGCCAUAUUAAUGAGUAUCCACUUUUCUUUGUUAAACAGCGUGGGGUUUUUUUUAGCCCUUUACCCAUUUAUUAGUCUUAGAUUAUGUGUACCAUUUGCCAUAAAAGUCCCUGUGAAUGAGCUGUUACUGUAAAACAUAAACGUAUUACAAUGAGCACAUUGAUGUAACCCUGUGUGUUGCCUUGCAGCCACCACUACUGAGUUGUGCUAUUAAAGAAAGUAAAUCAACACUUUCUGACCAAUCAGAAUUGAGAAUUCAACCAGGCUAUGAUAUAAAAAUUCAAUGUAUUUUAUGAUAAGAAUCUUCUACGUCAGCAAAAUUUUGUCCACUUUCUUAUGUUUCAAAUGUAUAUACAUGAGCAUGGUGUCAGGAAAAUGUUGCAGUUUUUUUUUUUAAAUACUUCAACUGCACUAUGACUCUGUUUCUUAAAUGUUUACAUCAGUAACAGGUGUUUCAAAAUUGGUGUUAAUUGUUCAGGGAUAACCAGAAAAUGAACAGCUAACUGACAGGUCAGCAUGAUCUCACUUUGCAAAUUUAUACACUCACAAUUUCAGAUUUUUAAGAAAUAAAAUAAGACAGAAUAAAGAGUGAGGCAAUAAAUCUGUUCGGAACCCUGACUAGCUCCGUCAGUCUUCAUAGCAUGGUGUUGUGGUUUUAUGUUUUGGUUCAUUCCAUGUCAAGGUACCUUGUGUUAACAUCCAUCACAGAUCUUGUAACCACUAAAUCAGAAGAUACAGAGUGACAGAUACACACUUUUCCAUGCUUAUGUUUAUUGAAUGGAACAAAAAUUGCUUUUCGGAUGUUUUCUUUAAAUUGGAAUGUUAUAAACAAUUCGUUUUUGUAUAACGUUGUUUUAGUUAGGACAACUCGGGAAGACAAGAUCUGAAUUUCACCACAAGCUCUGAACCGCACAGUAUCUAAAUAACAUGUAACAUGAUUACUGAAAUAAAAGCACUCAAUCAACAAACCCAGUUUUCACAAACAUUCAGCUUGGAAGACAAAAUUUAAGCGAUGCUAUUGUAUACCAGUGUUAUUUCUCCAUUUAACAUUACUCAUGCCAGAGUUCAUCUGAUACCCCACAGCCAACAAUAACACCAACAACCAAAGUUACCAGACUCCACUGUUGUAUGAUUUGAUACAGGAGACCACCCAGGUUCAUGGCUAACAUAGUACAUGGUCUUAAAUUUAUUUUAUGAAAUAACUGUGAGUGAAAUAUCAGGUUUUGGUUUUGAUCAGUGCACAACGUACUGUAAGCCAGUUUCACUCUGAUUCUGACUGAAAUGGUUCCAAGAACUGUGAUGAAUAGGUCUGAAGUUGAAACCACCUAAAAUAACAUGGAAAAGAUGGCAUGGAAUGGUCUUUUCAUAAUUUUUUUUUUAAUUAUUUUUAUUUUAUUUUUUAAAGAAACAAAUUUGUUGAGUAGGGUCUCUCUCUAAGGUGCUACUGUUACAUAAUUUCAUUCUUCUGUGCAGCUGAGGAGAAAAGGGACAGGAGUUCAAGGCAAAGGACAUGAAACAAAGUGGAAUGACAUUUUAAAAAUGUGAAUACUUAAAAUAAUGAAUAUGUUCAUUUAAAUAAGUGCACUGCAAGUUUUUAAGUGUAUUGAAUAACCAUCAUGAUAAUCGACUGGCAUAAGGAACAAACAAUAAAAAGGACUAUGACGAUGCA